This is a messenger RNA of Cannabis sativa, 1266 nucleotides long. RefSeq lists its product as uncharacterized. Bases 1 to 1266 code for a protein of 421 amino acids. Lineage: Eukaryota; Viridiplantae; Streptophyta; Magnoliopsida; Rosales; Cannabaceae. The transcript has a single exon. The record is from RefSeq and is a predicted model, not a curated record.
AUGAAUUCUGUGGAGUUAGUCAAUGAAGUUUUUCAAGAUUUCAGCCGAGUGACUGGGUUAGUUUCUAAUAAAAAGAAGUCCCACAUCUAUUUUGGGGGGGUCAAGGAGGAGAUCAAGAAUGCAAUCUUGGAAAUAACUCAAAUGGAAGAGGGGUCUUUCUCGCUCAAUUAUUUGGGUGUGAAACUUAGACCAACAAAGUGGAGAGCCGAAGAUUGUGGUGUCAUUUUGGAUAAGCUUAGCUUGAAAUUAAAUGGGUGGGCUAGUAGAAAUUUAUCCUUUGCUGGCUGUGCGCAAUUAAUUCAUUCGGUUUUGCUUGGGAUCCGGAACUUUUGGAUGAGCCUCUUUAUUCUACCCCAAAAAAUUGUGGUAGCCGUGGAUAAAAAAUGUCGUGACUUUCUCUGGGGUGUGAAUGGUAAUAGGAGUAAGUUGCAUAUGCCGUCAUGGGAAAAAGUUUGUCUCCCUAAACAGUUCGGUGGUAUUGGUUUCAGAGAGGGGAAGAAAUGGAACAUGGCGAUGGUUGCCAAACACUUGUGGGCGAUUUCGAGCAAGCAAGAUAAUCUUUGGGUGAAAUUGAUCAACUCCAUUUACUUAAAGAAUCAGGACGUGUGGUCUUGCCCGAUAAAACCGGACCUGAGUUGGUACUUCAAGAAGCUUUUGAAGAUUAGAAAUGUGACGAAUGCAAACAUGGUGAACCAGGCAGUGAAAGGUAAUAAAUUCAAAGUGAACAGGUUUUAUAAUGAGUUGAUUGAAGCUGAUAGAACUCCCUAUACUGCUACUGUUUGGCAUAAAUAUAUUGUUCCUAAACACAGGUUCAUGUUUUGGCAAAUCAUAAAUGAAAACCUGCUCACCCGUGAUCACUUGAGCAGAUUUUUUCCCAUUCAUUCAGGGUUGUGUUUGGUCUGUGAUGAUGCUCCGGAAUCCCAUAAUCAUCUAUUCUUUGAAUGCAUCUUCACAAGGAAUCUCAUUGUGUUUGUGGAAAAAUGGGCUGGGCAUAUGCAUUGGCCGAAAAACAUCUCAGAACUUCAUGACCGGGUUCUUCCAGCUAAAGCUAACUUAGCUUCUAAAAUCAUGAAUGCCAUUACUGCUGCUGCCUUGUAUUUACUGUGGAAGAAUAGAAAUGACUGCUUGUUUAGUAUGGUUUGUAAUUCAGUUGCUUCACUUAGCAAAGAGAUUAAGAGUGUUGUUAAGGCUAGAGUUCUUGGGCUUUAUUGUACUAGUCAAAGGAAGAAAGAUCAAUAUGUGUUGAGGUUACUCAAUAGUUGGUAG